CUGUGUCGUUUUGGUCGCAACGGUUCCACUUUCCACACGUGUUCAACCAGGUGCACUUGUUUUUCUUUACGAGUUUUAUCAUAUUUGAUUUACGUAGCCUGUAUUUGGGUGAACUAUCACAUGUUAUGUAGCCGCUAGCCAGCUAGCUAUAGUAGCUAGCUAGUUAUCCCAAAAUUGAUCACACUUGUGCGCGUAUGUACGAAAAAGUCAACUUGUGUUUUCAUAUGCACGUAUUUCGCUAAUCGAAUUAUGAUAGAGAAAACAGGUUAUGCUGUAGCCACCAUGCUGAGGACUUCAACAUCCACCGAACAAGGGGCAAGUGAGAAUUCCAUAUUGCUUGAGAUGUCUCGAAUAUCCCCUCUUCUAUUUGAAGACACUCCUGAAUUAAUCUCAUCAGUGGCACCUGAUACAGUCGAGGGAUGCAAAAAAGCCAAAAAGAAGAAGAAAAAGACUAAAGCACUAUCUGAACAGGGACCAGAAGAACCAGCAAUUGAGCAUAAUCAAAAGGAUGGUCACCAGUUGACAGUAGAGAAAAGGGGUGAAGAACCUAAACAUAAAGAGCAAACAGUGACCGAGCUGGAAGUGGUGGAGAAAGAGAGGAAGAAACUCAAAAAAAGAAAGCAAGAGAAGCAGCUAAAUGUUGUUCAAGAUGAAAUGGAGGUACCAGAUCCUGAGGAACAAACUGGUGGGAAAACAAAGAAAAAGUCAAAGAAUCUUCCAACACAACAGGUGGGAGCGGAGGGAGUGACUGCUGAUGAGAAGAAUAUGAAUAGCCGGAAGAAAAAGAGAAGACAUAAUGACAUUGAGCCAGAACCGAGGAUAGACUGUGUCCUCUCAAAGGCUGCAGUAGACGUUUCAGCUGUAACUGCACCAGAUGAGGCCAGAAAGAGUAAGAAGAAGCACAAGAACAGACAAACAGAACUUGAGGAGGGAGCGGAAAGCCGUCGGACAGUUUCAAGAACAGCAGAUGAUCCAGAAAUCAUAGAACUGCACACUGAAACAGUCAAGAGAGGUAAAAGUAUGGUAACUGAGGCAGAGGAGAAUGUAAAAGAGAAGAGGAAACGAAAGAAAAAACACAAAGAGAGUGAUCUGAAUGAUUGUCCAGAUAAAGCAGACCUUCCUGGUAUAAAAGAACAAACUGAAAGAAAAUUGAAGUCAAAGAGGUCGAAAACAGAUGGAGGGUCUACAGCUGUGGAGGGCAGCGGGAGAAAGAAAAAACACAGCAGAGAGUCAGACAAGGGACUGGACAGUGUCCACUCUGCAGAAGAUGUUUUGGAUUUAGCUGUUCCAAAUGACAACAGGACUCAUGAUGCUGGAACAAACGGUGAGACAGAGGAGGGUGCCCAUUCAGUCAUGGUUGAGACAGGGACCCAACACAACAAUCCCAGCCUAAAGGAAGAAACUCUAUGUGUGGACGACUGGCAGGCUCUGAAUGAUCUCAAAGAGUUCAUUCCAAAUGUUGAGUCAAAGUCGGUUGACGAGAUCAAUAAGAUGAUAAAGUAUGAUCUUGAUCGAUUCAAGGAAUUCCGAAGACAAGGCCUUUCCCUGCGAAGUGGAAGAUUCAAUGCACAGGAGAACGAACAACUCAAGAGUAACGUCUACGACUUCCUGGCUCUCACUGGGAUUCAGAGUGGCUCUAUGCUCUUCCAUCCACAGCGCUUCAAAGAGGAAGAAGGAAAUAUCAAGAAAUUGAAGAGGCAGCACAGAUUCCAUGAAAGAAUAGCUGAAGGAAUACCCAGGCCUUGGCAUCAAGUCUAUAUACGUGGGAGGAAAUUAUUUGAUGGCAGCAACUACAAGGGCAGGUUCACCGAAGAAGAACUUCACUCUUUGAAGAAAUUGCAGACGUUGCACGGCAACAAGUGGGCGACGAUCUCGCAGUUGACUGGCCGGAGCGAAUCGUCCCUAGAGAAACGUUUCGCUCAAAUGUCUGCAAACAAAGGUGCGUGGACCGAGGAAGAACUGAAAAGACUAAUGGAAGCUGUGCGGAAGCACCUGGUGGGACAGGCAGAGCCUGGCAGUGGACCAGCCACCAUCAGGAAAGAGAAGCUGUACAGCAACAUCCCCUGGAGAGAUGUGUGCCAGACGGUUGAAACGCGCCACUGGUUGCAGUGUCGAAUAAAAUGGUUGGCUGUUUUGAAGCACAAAAUGGCAUAUGGACAACCAGUAUUCAAUGGCGGCACAAAUUCCUUACAGGGCAAAGUGGAUUUGAUCAAAGCGUUGAAUGCAAUGCAGAUAGAAGAUGCUGCAGAUAUCGACUGGGAAGAAAUUGCUUACAUAAUUGGGAAUGUCACGCCGCGCUACGUACAGACACACUACUACAGGCUAAAGGUAGCCAACGUUCCAUUGUGGGAGAGCAUGUCCUUCUGUGAGAUCAUCGACUUCCUCAACAGUAGAGUUCUCCCCAAAUUUGAAGAGCGCCUCCAAGUUCGGUUAAAAUCAGGAAAGGUGGUGUCCAGAAACGAUCCUCAAGAGCUCUUCCUCCUCUCUGAGAUCUUUGAUAAUGAGGACAGCGACUACUACAGCGAGGUUCAGAACAGUUGAUGAAAACAAAGCACAUGGUCCCUGUGGGGGUAGCUGUCUGCCCCUCUGUCCCAAAAUUAAGGAUUCAGCUCGUUCAUUGUGGUUAUUGACGAUCAACUUAUUUGUAAUUAAAUGUUAAUUUGGUUUUCUGUAAGACAUUAAUGUCAUCACUCCAUAACAAUUUGUAAUUGUUUUGUGCGUUUGCAAAAUCUGACAAUGCCAUUUUUAGUGCCCCUUUCUUAUUUUUGAGAAUAAAUGGCUUCUAGUUGCCCAGUCUUGA
This is a messenger RNA of Salmo salar (Atlantic salmon), 2800 nucleotides long. RefSeq lists its product as uncharacterized. Gene Ontology annotation, molecular function: chromatin binding. NCBI's taxonomy places the organism in Eukaryota, Metazoa, Chordata, Actinopteri, Salmoniformes, Salmonidae. Gene Ontology annotation, cellular component: nucleolus. The record is from RefSeq and is a predicted model, not a curated record. Gene Ontology annotation, biological process: termination of RNA polymerase I transcription.